UAUAAAUCUGUUGACGCUUCUCCACAGUUGUGGUUUGUUAGCUUAGCUUCGUUAGCAACCUGCUUUACAGUUGGCCUUGUAUCGGGCAAAGCUCAAGUUAGCUAACAGGAGUGGAGGUAGCUUUAAUGUUGUCGUUUAUAUUCGUCUUUUUUUAUGUCAGCUGUGUUUUAAUAACACCUUAAAAUGGGUGUUUUCGGCUGAGUGUCCACUUAACGGUAACAUAUGGUUGGGUGACGUUUACCCUCUGGCUAUAACUUACACGGCUAACAAGCUGUUUGGGUUAAACUUAAAGGUAUUUGCUUCGCUGCUGCUAGCAAGAUAAGGUAACCCACCUGACCAUCAGAGUCACACUCCGUGAUGUCCCCAACACUCUGUUGACACUGACAGCUUCCCUGACACUGUGCAGAGGGAGGCAGCUGGAAGCUAGCUAGCUAGCAUGCAGCACUGGCCCGGUGUCACCAGGAGGCGGCACUGCUGAGAGGCAAGUGGUCGGUGCUGAGCGUUGGUGUCUGCCGAGCCGACCAUGGAUGACUUCACCACCAGGACGUACGGCACGAGUGGCCUGGACAACAGACCUCUGUUUGGGGAGACCUCUGCACGGGAUCGAAUCAUCAACCUGGCAGUGGGGGGAUUCACAUUUCUGGUUGUUUUAGUGACUAUUAUCAGUUCUUUUGUGUUCCCCUCGUUGCCUCCAAAACCGCUUAAUGUCUUCUUUGCCGUGUGCAUCCUGUUAGCAUGUGGAUCCACUAUAGUGCUGAUAUUCUGGUACCGGCAGGGCGAUCUGGAGCCUAAAUUCAGGAAUCUGAUCUACUACAUGCUGGCGUCCAUCGUGCUGCUGUGUCUAUGUGCCAACCUCUACUUCCACGAAGUCAGGUAAAGACGGGAUGGGGAAGAGGAGGGGGAAGAAGGGAAGACAUGGCCUUGACACUUGGAAGGACUACACGGAGAGACGGACUCGUCACACACUAACUUGAAUGAAUUUCCCACCUGACCUGCAGCGAACUGGAAAGAUCUUGGGACCAAACACCAGUGAAGCUCAGUGGUUCCAGUGGACGAAGACUUGUUGGUGCUGAAGCAUAAUGCACUGCACACAUACACACACAUACACACAACGCCGCAGUGUAGAAAUCAUGAUGGGCUGUUUGAGGCCAUAAAUCUGCCUGGAGACACACUGCUGGCAGAUGAAACAGGUGUGUUUACAUGCACAUAAACAUUUACAGUCAUUACUCUUUACAAUAACAAGCACUUAAACUUACAACAGAAUACAUGACGAUGAUGAUGACGAUGAUGCAACAGUUAAAGGAAACAUCUGCCCUUUGAUCCAGAUUCUGUAGGUCUCAUCUAGUCUGUGUAACGUUAUAUUUUACAUGUUUGUAUUUGCCAUUAAUUUGCUGAUUAACUAUAUUUAUAUCUUUAAACCACUGUCAGGAAAAAAGGGGGUAAAACUGUUGCUUCAGUCAUUUUUAUAAACAUCUUUCAUUACAAGCUGUGUCUCACAUCAAGCGACGCCUCCUUCAAAGUCUUUUUUGAAGACCAAAUGUAUAACUUCAUAAUCAUUCCCGAUGUUCUUUCAAACUCUGAUAAGACACCAUCGUUUGGGUUAAUGGUGCAUUCAGGGUCACAAAUGUCACAACACAUGAACUGGACCAACAAAGACACCACUGCAGGGUGUAAAUAGAGUAUGUACUGGUCGACGCACAUCCAAUGCAUCAAAACAUUGUUUUCUAGUUGGAGCC
Messenger RNA from Epinephelus lanceolatus (giant grouper), 1736 nucleotides. It is a transcript of the gene tmem243b, whose product is annotated as transmembrane protein 243, mitochondrial b. NCBI's taxonomy places the organism in Eukaryota, Metazoa, Chordata, Actinopteri, Perciformes, Serranidae. The record is from RefSeq and is a predicted model, not a curated record.